UCUUCGCGGGUGGAGCGGAGAGUGAGAAGGGGGAGGGGAUAAAAAAGUGGCAUCCGCUAUUCACCAGGAGGAAGGAAUGUGGGCAGUUCAGUUCCGAGGAGGCGCGGGGAUUUUUGUCUUCCCGGUGAUGAUAGCUGUGGUCUCCUAUGCUAAGAGUGUGAACGAGCCCAGCAACAUGUCCUACGUGAAAGAGACGGUGGACCGAUUGCUCAAAGGAUACGACAUUCGCUUAAGACCGGAUUUUGGAGGUUCUCCUGUUGAUGUUGGAAUGAGAAUAGAGAUCGCCAGUAUAGACGUGGUCUCUGAAGUCAACAUGGUGAGUAUUUCUUUGAAAAAGAGAAGAAUGAGCUAUGGGGCAAGGAAGAACCCGUGCAGAACGCGUUCUACAAAAGCGCAAAAAUUUUCUGAAUCCAACGAUGAAAGGUCCUGUUUGUUUGGGUGCUGAAGAAAUCCAUUCUCGGGGAGGGGGGGGAGCUUGGAUGCUGACAACACGCAGAAGGGCGCCAUCUGCCGACUACCACGGCUCGGAACUGGAAUUUCAGCGUGGAGUUUCAGCACGUUGGACAGCGACCAGCUCGCACUCGUGCUUUUUGGAAUUGGCAGGUAUACUGGACUGGCUAGAACUUAUGAUACAAUAGCAAGAUUAAAAUCUAAUACAUAGGAAAAUAGAAAAAAGAGGAGGAACAUAACUGUCAUAUGGUUAGGUAUGUAUGUAAUAGCUCUUGGUACGUUAUUCAUGCCUCUACAGACUUUGCAGUAAACUAGUUAUUAAUAUCCAGAUGAGAUCUAGGAUGAGAUGGGGAUGUUAAGAAUUCAUAUGCAUUUUAUUUCAAUUGUAAGGCUGGGUUCAUAUGUUUUAGAUAAUUAAUUCCUGGCAUCAUUUACUGAGAGGCUAAGUCAUGAAAUCUGUACUUUGUAUAUUAAAUCUACUUGUCUAGCAGCUGCAUUGCUGCCUCUUACUGAACUCUGUUGAUCUCUCCCAUCCCCAACAUCUGCAUGUCUGUAUUUUGACUGCCUCUUAUGCAGAUACAGUAACUGAGGAUUUUUUAUGCUGAAUAUCUGCUGAACUUCCCCAAGGAUUUUAAAAUCAGGAAUUAAACAUGACAUCUUGAGUAUUCUUCAAGAUACCAGACUUUGAA
This is a messenger RNA of Crotalus tigris (Tiger rattlesnake), 1139 nucleotides long. RefSeq names its product gamma-aminobutyric acid receptor subunit beta-1-like. The transcript is spliced from 3 exons. Gene Ontology annotation, molecular function: extracellular ligand-gated monoatomic ion channel activity. The record is from RefSeq and is a predicted model, not a curated record. Gene Ontology annotation, cellular component: membrane. Lineage: Eukaryota; Metazoa; Chordata; Lepidosauria; Squamata; Viperidae. Gene Ontology annotation, biological process: monoatomic ion transport. Bases 77 to 445 code for a protein of 122 amino acids.